UUUGUGUCGGCUUCAUUGACUAAACAGAUGAGCGAAGUUACCAAACCACGUAGAAACCUUAUGCAAUUUCCAUGUCGCCGACCAUGGAGAGCGUGAGAUGUUGAUGAGCUGAGCAUGAACAACCCAGCAAAUCUUUGCCCGUCGCUGCCGAUAUUGAACCAUUGCCGGACCCUCAAGUCCGUCAAGACCGUGCAGGCCCUCCUCUGCAAAACCGGCGUUGACACCGAUCCUCUGUUCGCCGGAAAGCUCCUCCUCCACUGCGCCAUCACCAUCUCCGACGCCCUCGACCAUGCUCGCCGUCUCUUCCUUCACUUCCCAAACCCGGAUACGUUCAUGUACAACACCCUCAUCCGGGGUUUUUCCGAGUCUGAUGCCCCUCGUAAUUCCUUCUCAUUGUUCGACGAAAUGCGUAGGAAAUCGGUCGCUCCUCCUGACAGCUUUUCUUUCGCGUUCAUGCUUAAAGCAGCUGCGAAUCUGCGGUCUUUGAGGGUUGGAAUUCAGCUGCAUUGUCAAGCUCUGGUUCAUGGGCUGGACACCCAUGUUUUUGUUGGGACUACUAUGAUAAGCAUGUACGGCGAAUGUGGGCAUGCUCAUUUCGCGAGGCAAGUGUUUGACGAAAUGCGUGACCCCAACGCUGUUUCUUGGAAUGCGAUCAUUACUUCUAGUUUUCGUUCCGGGGACUUGAAGCUUGCUAAGGCCAUGUUUGAUGCGAUGCCUUUUAGGAAUUCAACUUCGUAUAAUGCCAUGCUUGCAGGGUACACGAAAGCGGGGCAGCUUGACCUUUCUAUGGAGGUGUUCUCUGCGGUACCCUUGAAGGAUGACGUAUCUUGGAGUACUAUGAUUGUUGGAUUUGCACAAAACGGUUGCUUUGACGAGGCUUUUAGAUUUUUCAGGGAUUUGCAGCGAAUAGAAAUGAGACCAAAUGAGGUGAGCUUGACUGGAGUUUUAGCUGCGUGUGCUGAUGCAGGGGCAUUUGAGUUUGGGAAAAUAAUACAUGGAUUUAUAGAGAAAUGUGGGUUUUCAAAUAUCAUCUCCGUGGCUAAUGCAUUGUUAAAUACUUACUCUAAGUGUGGUAAUAUACGCAUGGCUCGGUUGGUCUUUGAGAUGACGCUACACAGAAGAAACAUCGUUUCUUGGACUACUAUGAUUGCAGGCUUGGCCAUGCAAGGUUAUGGGGAAGAAGCAAUAGAACUUUUCCAUAAAAUGAAAGGGUGUGGAAUUGUGCCCGAUGGCAUAACCUUCAUUUCCAUCCUAUAUGCUUGUAGUCAUUCUGGUUUGAUUGAAGAAGGUCUCAAGUAUUUUUUUAUGAUGAAAGAUAUGUAUGGAAUAGAACCAGCCAUUGAGCAUUAUGGUUGUAUUGUUGACUUAUAUGGCAGGGCUGGUCAACUUCAGAAGGCCUAUGACUUCGUCUGUCAAAUGCCUGUUGCCCCUACUUCUAUCAUUUGGCGAACUCUUCUAGGGGCUUGCAGCAUUCAUAACAAUGUCAAGAUAGGGGAACAAGUUAGGAAAAAGCUUUCUGAGAUUGAUCCCACCAAUUCUGGUGACCAUGUGCUGCUGUCGAACAUAUAUGCUGUUGCGGGGAAAUGGAGGGAUGUUGCUGCGAUUAGAAGAUCAAUGAGAGACCAGAGAAUGAAGAAAACUCCUGGUUGGAGCAUGAUUGAAGUAGACAAGACCAUGUAUAGUUUUGUUGCUGGUGAAAAGCAGGGUGAGAUUGCUGAAAAGGCUAAUGAGAAGUUGACAGAGAUUCUGUUGAGGUUAAAGGUUGAAGGAGGUUAUGUUCCGGAGCUCAAGAUGGUCUUGCAUGAUCUAGAAGAGGAGGAAAAAGAAGAUUCAGUGUCUAGGCACAGUGAAAAGCUUGCUGUAGCAUUUGGAAUGGCAAGAUCGUGCAAGGGUAGCGCUAUCAGAAUAGUGAAGAAUUUGAGGGUUUGCAGGGAUUGUCAUGCAUUUAUGAAGCUCGUCUCCAAACUCUAUAAACUGGAGAUUCUGGUGAGAGACAGAAGUCGCUUUCAUUUCUUCAUUGAUGGUUCUUGCUCAUGUGGAGAGUACUGGUGAUGGUUAAGUAAGAAUAGUUAAUGGAGACUCCAUGCUAGAAAUCAUGGCAUGAAGUAAACUAGUAUGAAGCCUGAAGGAUAACAAAAGGGUUUCUUGUUGUAUUUUGCUAGGUCAGAGAUUUCACUUAGAGGUAAAUGGAAAACUCCCUUUAUAGAGUGAAACUCUUCUUGGGGCAAAAAAAACAGAAACAAGGAAAUGGAAACAACUGGAGGCUUCACAUUUCUUCAAGCAUCAGCUAAAGCAACAAUUUAAGAAGCUUCAUAUGCAGUCUGGUACUUGUUGAUUCGUUUGAAUACGGAUUUAUCAAAAAGCAUGAUAUAAUGAUGGGGAUGCGCUCUGUACGGGUUUGCAUGACAUCCAACCUUGAAAGCCACAAGCUCGCAAAAGAAGGGAAGCUACCUUAGGAAGUACCCCUUCCAGGAACAUCUAGUAGACUCGGCUUCAAAGUGGAUGUUCGGUGUGGAGAGCGCAUUAUUACAUGUGUCUGCCUACCUGGUGGGGGGCAACUACAUUAUUGUGGUUAAACAGGACACCCGACUUUACAAAUCUGAUGGCCUUGGUGGCUCAGACUGCUCUCUCACACACUUGGGAGAUGCAGUCAGUCAAACCUGAUUUUGAGGUUUUAGGGAUUCCAUAUUUCCUACCCCCUCUUCCUUGGUAAUUGUUAUACUCGUGACCUGGUUAUUGAGAGCCAGCAAUUGGCGCUGGGUUUCAUUCAGGAACCAGAAGAAGAUCACUAUCAGGGUCUUUUUGGUGCCACUCAAUGUAGAUUAGCCGCCUGAUCUUUUUGUGCUGAUUGCACUGAAUUAUAAAAAAAAAAUAAACUGUUCAAAGAAGAAUGUACUUGCACAAGAGCAGCAAGUUGCAUCAAGAUUGUUCUUCCAUC
Syzygium oleosum is the source of this 2938-nucleotide messenger RNA. RefSeq names its product pentatricopeptide repeat-containing protein At1g74630. The transcript has a single exon. Gene Ontology annotation, molecular function: protein binding; RNA binding; zinc ion binding. The record is from RefSeq and is a predicted model, not a curated record. Gene Ontology annotation, biological process: RNA modification. Lineage: Eukaryota; Viridiplantae; Streptophyta; Magnoliopsida; Myrtales; Myrtaceae. Bases 115 to 2052 code for a protein of 645 amino acids.